CAAUAUAUAGUGCUCCCCCGCGGGUCAGUCGCAAUGGGGAGUGUCGCGAAAGACUUCACCGUCACAAUCAUCGGCGGCGGGAUAGGCGGUUUAGUGCUAGCCGCUGGCCUCCUCCGCCGCGAUGUCAAAGUCCGCAUCUACGAAGCAGCCUCUGCAUUUGCAGAGAUCGGUCUGGGGCUGUCCAUUGGCCCCGCCGCACACCGAGCAAUGCCGUUGAUUGAUCCUCGCAUUCGGGAAAUCUACGACUCGCUCGUCACCACGCAUGCCGACAGUCCGGGCUACGAGAGAUUCAAACAGACUUGGUUUGAGAUCAUUUGGGCUAGCGGAAAACAAGAAGGGGAGCUCUUGAUGGAUCUCAAGGCACUCCCGUCAGGUCAGACGACGCUUCGGAGAGCGGAUUUCCUGGAUGCGUUGGUUAGCUUAAUCCCGCCCGGGAUUGUGCAGUUCGGCAAGCGGUUGGAUUCAUUGACCGAGUCCGAUGAAGGCGUGAUGCUGCGGUUUGAUGAUGGGAGUACAGCUCAUGCCGAUGUGGUGGUUGGCUGCGAUGGGAUCAAGUCCAAGGUGAAGGAGUCCAUGUUGCCGGAAGAAGCACAGUUUGCCCAACCACGAUAUAGCGGGAUAUAUGGGUACCGCGCUGUGCUCGAUAUGGAGGAUAUGGUGAAAGCGGUCGGUGACCAGCGCGCCAAGGUGUCCACAAUGUAUAUUGGAGAUGGGGCGUAUGGCAUUUCAUACCCCAUCAUGCGGGCGAAGAAGGUCAAUGUGGGAUUAUAUGUGUUGGAUGAGAAUUGGGACUGCGAUACUUGGGUUCGGCCUGCCAAUCGAGAGGAUAUGGUACGAGAUGCGAGUAAUAUGGGGAGAUUUGUGAGGUCUCUAGUUGAGUAUAUGCCCGAUGCCUCGCGUUGGGCAAUCUUUGAGCACCCGCACAUCUCAACAUUUUAUCGAUCGCGAGUGGCAAUUCUCGGGGACGCAGCACACGCGUCGACUCCCCAUCAAGGCGCUGGUGCUGGCCAAGCAAUUGAAGAUGCCCAUGUACUCGCCGAGCUCCUCGGCGACGCUAGAGUUCAGAUGGCGCAAGAUGUUGUAGCUGCUUUCAAGGCGUAUGAUGAGAUUCGCCGGCCGCGAAGCCAACGCGUUGUCACGAGUAGUAAGGAGAAUGCGUAUUUACUUUGUCUGUGCCUGGAUGGUGUGAGGGAUAAUGAGACUAAGUUGAAGGAAACGUUCCAAGAGCGCUUAAGGUGGCUGUGGGAUCUGGACGUGGAAGAUCAAGUUCAGCGGGCGAGGGGGAGGAUGGUUGAAUAUUUGCAUGAAAACGAUGCUACAAGGUGA
This is a messenger RNA of Penicillium argentinense, 1326 nucleotides long. RefSeq lists its product as uncharacterized. Lineage: Eukaryota; Fungi; Ascomycota; Eurotiomycetes; Eurotiales; Aspergillaceae. The annotation marks the transcript as partial. The transcript has 2 exons. Gene Ontology annotation, molecular function: FAD binding. Gene Ontology annotation, biological process: secondary metabolite biosynthetic process. The record is from RefSeq and is a predicted model, not a curated record.